CUCCAUUCACCCCUCUGUACUCUGUUCAUUGCAUAUACGACUCUGACAACCUCUCUAUCUUAUCAUUAAUUGGCUGUAUAUAUACUACAAGGGCCACGAUCUCGCCAGUCAACACCAUGACCCAAGAGCCGAAUCCUCCGGGAUGGUUUGCGUCACUCUCUAGCAAGAUCCUUGAGGAGCUGGGCCUCGUAUCGCUAUGGAACUCUCCGCGAGACGCGAAGCUGCUCUGUGCCCAGCGGUUCGUCCGACUCUUCGCCUACGGAGGCUCAACCCUAAUCCUGGCUUCGUAUCUUUCUGCACUAAAUAUCUCCGAUGACCGGAUCGGCCUGUUCAUGACCCUGACUCUGGUCGGAGAUGUGGCGAUCAGUUUCCUCUUGACGCUUUUUGCCGACGCCAUGGGCCGUAGAGCUGUCCUGGCUCUGGGAUCGGCCUUGAUGGUGGGUAGUGGAGUGGUUUUCGCGCUGGUUGGGGAUUACUGGGCUCUUCUGGCGGCGGCAGUGUUUGGGGUUAUUAGUCCCAGUGGAAAUGAAAUUGGCCCGUUCCGUGCGGUUGAAGAGUCUACUCUUGCUCAUCUCACUCCCAAGGAAAUUCUCAGUGAUAUCUUCGUUUGGUAUUCUCUCAUCGGCAUUGCGGGCACGGCACUUGGCGUGAUGACCUGCGGGUGGGCUGUUGAUGUGCUUCAGAACCAAAAGCAUUGGGAGUAUCUCGAUGCUUGUCGAGUAAUCUUCCUUGCGUACGCUACUAUCGGGCUUAUCAAGUUUCUUCUCUCCGUGACUCUGAGCAAGAAGGUCGAAGCCGACGUCAAAAAGCCAAAACCUGCGCAGCAGAACGCAGAGAAUGAUGGGGAAACUCAACCGCUGCUGGGUGACCGGCCCGCCACCAACCAGGAGCCGGAGAGGAAGUCUUUCUUCUCUUUUAUUGGGGAUAAGGACCUCGCUUCUCUGGUUAUCCGGCUUUUUAUCCUCUUUGGUCUGGACUCGUUUGCGUCGGGAUUGGCUUCAUUGUCCUGGAUGACAUAUUUCUUCAAACGCAAGUUCUCCCUUCCAGAGGGCGAACUCGGCUCGAUUUUCUUCACGACGAGCAUUAUCUCCUCCGCUUCCAUGCUCGUAGCGUCCUCCAUCGCCAAAAGGAUCGGAAAUAUCAGGACAAUGGUUUUCACCCACCUCCCCUCGGCAGUCUGCCUCGCUUUAAUUCCCGUCCCCUCUAUCCUCCCGCUCGCCCUAACCUUCCUCGUGUUACGAGCCUGCUCCCAGAGCAUGGACAGUGCGCCACGCUCCGCAUUCCUAGCGGCUGCUCUCCCGCCAGAAAAACGCACGGCCAUUAUGGGCUCCAUCAACGUGGUCAAAACAUCCGCGCAGAGUCUGGGGCCGCUUAUUACGGGUAUUCUGGCAGAGCGGGGGUACUUUGGCGUGUCGUUCACCCUGGCCGGUAUCCUCAAGUGUGUCUAUGACAUUGGCAUAUUGCUGAGUUUUGUGGGACUUGAAAAGGGUAGGAGAGCCGGGUCGAAUGCUUCGCAGGCUUAGACUUGGUUCACGAUGCCCGUUACAUUGCAGUAGAGUAAGUUUGUGGAUAUGGUCAUGUUCCUGGUGUUGGAUUUAUGGAUAUAGAUACAUAGAUACAUACGUACAUAGACAAAUAGAGAAGUAAAUUAAGUGCUAGC
Molecule: messenger RNA, 1660 nt
Organism: Aspergillus ochraceoroseus IBT 24754
Lineage: Eukaryota; Fungi; Ascomycota; Eurotiomycetes; Eurotiales; Aspergillaceae
Product: putative MFS transporter
Exons: 4
Coding region: 117-1523 (468 amino acids)
Biological process (GO): transmembrane transport
Cellular component (GO): fungal-type vacuole membrane
Molecular function (GO): transmembrane transporter activity
Source: RefSeq, a predicted model, not a curated record